Penicilliopsis zonata CBS 506.65 is the source of this 727-nucleotide messenger RNA. RefSeq lists its product as hypothetical. Gene Ontology annotation, molecular function: structural constituent of ribosome; RNA binding. Gene Ontology annotation, biological process: translation. NCBI's taxonomy places the organism in Eukaryota, Fungi, Ascomycota, Eurotiomycetes, Eurotiales, Aspergillaceae. The coding region runs from base 10 to 504 and encodes 164 amino acids. The transcript has 3 exons. The record is from RefSeq and is a predicted model, not a curated record. Gene Ontology annotation, cellular component: ribosome; cytosolic large ribosomal subunit.
GCAAACCCCAUGCGCGAGCUGCGCAUCCAGAAGCUCGUGCUGAACAUCAGUGUCGGCGAGUCUGGUGACAGACUUACUCGUGCUGCUAAGGUGCUCGAGCAGCUGAGCGGUCAGACUCCUGUCUACAGCAAGGCCCGCUACACCGUCCGUACCUUCGGUAUCCGUCGUAACGAGAAGAUCGCCGUCCACGUUACCGUCCGUGGCCCCAAGGCUGAGGAGAUCCUCGAGCGUGGUCUCAAGGUCAAGGAGUACGAGCUCCGCAAGAAGAACUUCUCCGAGACCGGUAACUUCGGCUUCGGUAUCAGCGAGCACAUCGAUCUGGGUAUCAAGUACGACCCCGGUAUUGGUAUCUACGGCAUGGACUUCUACUGCUGCAUGACCCGCCCUGGUGAGCGUGUUGCUAAGCGCCGCCGCUGCAAGUCCAGCAUCGGUACCAACCACAAGAUCAACCAGACCGAGACCAUCAAGUGGUUCAAGAACCGCUUCGACGGCAUCGUCAGGUGAACACCUCUUCUUUCCAACAAACAAACUUUGAGUCUUUAGCGGGGAAAAGGUUGGGUUCGCGUUACGAUGAGAUCGAACGAAAAAAAUCUUCCAAAGGCAGACAUCGACUCUGUAUUUCUGUCUCGUUCUGCUUUUCUACCACGGCAAUGCGACUAGGGCAUGCUAGAGAGAUAUCAAAACCUACAAAUAUUUUUUUGUUCAGAAAAUGCAUCUACUUUUCACA